AUGCGAUUCCAACUGGCUUACUUCCUUGGCUUCCUGGCCCUUGUUGCCACUAUCCUCGCCCAGACCUCCACCCCCCCGGAUCCCACAACCCCACCCGCUUCGCCCACAACACCCACCGAUCCCACUACUCCUCCGACCAGUCCAACCACGCCACCCACCACACCAACUACGCCGCCCACCACGCCUCCUGCAUCCACUGAUCCUACCAGCAGCACUCCCGCUUCUUCCACUGCCUCCACCACCGCUGCUCCAUCAAGCGGAGGAACCAAGAAGAAGCAUGUUUUCAGGUCAAGGUGCAGGAGAAACCGCCCCGGAAGGAAGACAAUAUCGCACCGCAGGGGAUCCCGCGGACGCAGGUCUUCCCGGAACUAA
This is a messenger RNA of Drosophila bipectinata, 372 nucleotides long. It is a transcript of the gene nol, whose product is annotated as no optic lobe. The record is from RefSeq and is a predicted model, not a curated record. NCBI's taxonomy places the organism in Eukaryota, Metazoa, Arthropoda, Insecta, Diptera, Drosophilidae.